Molecule: messenger RNA, 2673 nt
Organism: Dictyostelium discoideum AX4
Lineage: Eukaryota; Evosea; Eumycetozoa; Dictyosteliales; Dictyosteliaceae
Exons: 1
Coding region: 1-2673 (890 amino acids)
Molecular function (GO): zinc ion binding
Source: RefSeq, a predicted model, not a curated record
AUGUCAAAUGAUGAUAAAACAAAUAGUUUUGGUAAUAAAAUGAGAAGUUUUUAUUCAAAUAGCUCAAAUAACUCAAAUUCCCAACAACCACAUGGAAAUAAUAAUAACAACAAUGACGAAGACACAGACGAUUUAUCAUUCUUUAAUCAAUCAAAUAAUAAUAAAAAUAAUAAUAAUAACAAUUACAACAAAAAUAAAAAAGAUGAAGGUACAUUUGUUUAUAGUGAUGAAGAGACUGAAACACCAAAAGAUUUAGACUCUAGAGUUAAAAUUAAUAAUGCUGUAAUUUUAACACCAAAAUCUGUACAAAAAAGAAAAUUUGAUGAUAAUGAUCAUAACAACAACAAUAACAAUAAUAAUAACAAUAAUAAUAAUAAUAAUAAUAAUAAUAAUAAUAAUAAUAAUAAUAAUAAUAAUAGUAAUCCACAACCAUUUAAAAAGACAAAUAAUAACAAUAACAAUAACAAUAAUAAUAAUAAUAAUAAUAAUAAUAAUAAUAAUAAUAACAAUAUUCAAAUUGAUGAUGAUGAUGAUAUUGAUAUUGAUCCAUCUGUUUAUGAAUCAAUUGAAGAGGAAUUAGCAAGUCAAUCAAAACCAGUAAUAAACUCUGAUGAAUUGGCAAAUAGAUGGCAAUGGAGAUCCGAUAGUGGUUGGGAGAGUUAUGAUGUUGAAAAGAUGUAUCAAAUUGAAGAAGCUUAUAAAAAACAAUCAAAAGAUAUUAGAAUCGAUGAAGAAAGAUAUAUCGACUUUAAAACUUUUAAACAAAAAAGAUAUGAUUCACUUUUAAAACAAAGAGAAAUUCGUAGAAUUCCAAUUAAUUUACCAUUAUCUUCUGUUCCAAAUUCUUUAACUGGUGAACAAUCUAAAUUUAAACCAGGUUCAAAUUCAAAUUCAAAUUCAAAUUCAAAUUCAAAUUCAAGUUCUUCCUCAAGCAAUCAAAAUUCUAAAUUUAGUAAUGCAUUUUCAAUGUUUAAAAGUAGUACUACACCCCCAAAGCCAUCAACACCAUCUAAUAAUAACAGCAGCAGUAACAGCAGGAACAGUAACAACAACAAUAACAACAACAAUAACAACAACAACAACAACAAUAACAACAACAACAACAAUAAUAAUAAUAAUAAUAAUAGUAAAAAAUGGCAAUGGAGAGAAGAUAAUGGAACAUGGAGAGAUUAUUCAGAUUCAGAUUCUCAAAAAUUGGAUGAAUCAGUUAAAAAAGGAAAUAAAAGAUGUCAAAUUGAUGAUGAUAGAUUUGUAGAUUUAGAGAAUUUACUUCAAAGAAGAUAUGAUGAUAACCAAAAAGUUAGACCUGUUAGAAAAGGUGAACCAAUAAAAACAACAAAUACAAAUACAACUUCAACUCCAAAAACAACUUCUAAUGUACCACUAAAACCAACAACAACAACACCACCAAAAACAUCAAAUACAAAUACAACUUCAUCAACUACUCAAAAAUCCUCUUCAUCAAAUAAUAAUAAUAACAAUAAUAAUAAUAAUAAUAAUAAUAAUAAUAAUAAUAAAAAUAAUAAUAAUAAUAAUAAUAAUAAUAAUGAUCAAGGUUCAGGUAAAUGGUAUUGGCAAAGUGAUUCAGGUUGGGAAGAAUAUAAUUCAGAAAUAAAUGAAACUAUUGAAUGUGGAUACCAAAAUGCAGAAAAAUCUUUAAUAAUUAGAAUUGGAAAAGAGGAUAAAAUUAUAGAUUAUAAUGCUUUUGUUCAAAGAAGAACUGAUGAUACAACUAAAAGGAGAAAUAUAAAACGUGAAAUUGUAGCUAGUUUUAAACCAUUUCAAAAGAAUAAUAAUAAUAAUAGUAAUAGUAAUAGCAAUAAUAGUAAUAAUUAUAAUAAUAAUAAAGAUUUUGAUAGUAUUAGUAAACAGCAACAACAAACAAAUAAAAAGAAAUAUGAAAUGGAAUUUAAUGAUGAAAGUUUAUUUGAAUCAUCAAGUUCAAAUAGUAUAGGUGAGAGUGAAGAAGAUAUGAUGGCAGAUGAUUUAGAUAUGAGUGAUCCUAAAUUUAGAGAAAAGAAAAGAAAAUUAUAUGUUUGUGGUAACGAUUAUAAAACAUGGGAUCAAUUAACGAGUUGGUAUCAAUUUUUAGAGAAUAACAGACAUAGAGUUCCAAAACCAAAUAAUGAGAUCGAGCCAAGUGCAUAUUUGAAUAAAAAACUUUGUUUAUUUGGUGGUGAUAUUACAACAUUGGAAGUCGAUGCAAUUGUGAAUGCAGCCAGACCCUCUUUGUUGGGUGGUGGUGGUAUCGAUGGCUCAAUUCAUAAGGCAGCUGGUAUUGGUCUCGUUAGGGAGUGUAAAGUCUUUGGUAGAUGUGACUUUGGUAAAGCAGUAAUCACUAGAGGUUAUAGAUUACCAGCAAAAUAUGUAAUUCAUACUGUUGGUCCAAUGGAUAAAAAUCCAGAUACUCUAAAGAAAUGUUACGAGUCUUGUUUGGAUAUCGUUUUAAAAAAUGACCUCAAAACUGUUGUUUUUUGUUGUAUUGCAACUGGUGUAUAUGGUUUCCCAAGUUUAGAUGCUGCUCAUAUCGCCCUAUCAACCAUCUCUAAUUGGUUGAAAAUUCAUCAUAAAAAAAUAGAUAGAAUUAUAUUUUGUAUCUUCACCAAAGAAGAUUAUCAAAUUUAUGGAAAACUUUUACAAACUUAUUUCCCAAUUCAUCAACUAGAUGAAUAA